Messenger RNA from Astrephomene gubernaculifera, 848 nucleotides. NCBI's taxonomy places the organism in Eukaryota, Viridiplantae, Chlorophyta, Chlorophyceae, Chlamydomonadales, Astrephomenaceae. The record is from the annotation of a GenBank genome assembly.
GGGAUAUACAUUUUGACAAACCUAAACACGUGCAUUACAGUCCAGGAGGGCGCUCUUACGCUGCACUCCGAACAGCGCGACUUGGCGCGGAAGGAACUACAUUGCUACAAGCAAGACUGGCAAAAUGCUUUAUUGGCCCAAGCCUAAAGCAGCCAUCAGCGCAAGCGAUCCACCAUUACACAGCCAACGAUUACCGCCAGGCCCAAGGAGCCGAAGCACAAAUCGCCGUAUCGCAACACCUCCUGCUGCCAUCAGCAGCAGCAGCAGUAAGGGCACCGGUACAGGAACCAGCAUCAAGAUCGACACAGGCAGUGGUGCGGCGCCGCAAGAGCCCGUUCGGCGCCCGCAUGCUCCACUUGCCGCUCCUGCUUCUCCGGGUGUCCUAAGAACUAGCGCGCCUCGGACUUCGCAGCAGCCACCCGCCAAGGAUCUCGGAGCUACUGCGCACCCCAGCAAGCAGGCGGCACGUUCCGGGAAGGACAGCAAGGAUGAGUCGAAUGCCGCAGCCGAACAGCAGCACCGGGCGUUCAUGGACCUGUUGUCAGCGGGCUUUGGCUGUGAGGCGCGGGAGGAGUGGCGGGGCGUGUGGCUGCAGGUGACCGAGGGCGCCCUGCCGCCUGAGCUGGUGGGCAGCUUCUUCCGCAAUGGCCCCGCCUGCUUCCCGACCCCACAACCAGACAGCAGCGGCAGGGGCGGCAACCCCCGUGAAGGCAGCAGCAGCGCCGCGGCCCCCGGUGCCAGCUGCCACCCGCUGGACUGCGGUGGGCUGGUAGCGGUGGUGCACCUGAGGGGGGACGGCAGCGCGCUGUACCGGGCGGCACGCGUGCGCACCUGCGAGCAAGACGCCG